UUCUUCUCCUCCUCCUUCUCCUUUUGAAUUCCUCUCCUUCUUCUCUCUCUCUAUCCAGAAGCAAGAAAGAGAGAGAUAGAGUGAGAGGAGAGGUUGAUUAUGAUCGUGAUUUGUUUGGAUUUGAUGGAGUUCUUGCUCUAGUUGGUCGGAUUCCUGCUUCUCUGUAAGCUCAGGAGGAGAUUUGGGGGGUUUUUCUUUUGGGGUUUUGUUUCCAAGGGACUGUGUACGGGAAUGGAUAGAGCUGCUGGUGAGAAUCGUGGGGGCUUGUUGAGAUCUAGUGGUUUUCAAGGGACUGGAAUGGAUAGAGCUGCUGGUGAGAAUUGUGGGGGCUUGUUUAGAUCUAGUGGUUUUCAAGGUCUUCCAAUGGAGGGUGUGAAGUUUGGGUCGGAAACGCAGAACAACAUCGGUGGUAACCGGAGAGCAUUGAGAGAUAUCAAGAACUUCAUAGGCGCACCACCUUAUCCUUGUGCUAUAAACAAGAAUAAGGUUGCGGUGGAUGAUAAUAAGAACUCAAACUUAAAUGUUGGUGGUGUUGCCCGCCGGCCGAUGACAAGAAUGUUUGCUGCUUCAUUGGCAAACAAAUCCGAAGCUUGCCAACAGGAAAACAGUGCAAGACUGCCGCCAAUUGGUAAUGAGAGGCAAAAGAGACUGAUUUCUUCAGUCCAGACUACAAAUGAAUCAGAGACUUCUACUGCCAUUGAUGUGGAUGACUUGAGAUCAGCUAAUGACAUUCCACUGCCUAUGGUGGAUGAGAUGGAAGAAGUGGCUAACUGUGAACUCAACAAGGAGGUUGAGAUGGAGGAUCUAGAAGAGGAAGACGAUGAGGAGCAGCUCCCGGACAUCGAUGCAAAUGACUUGAAUAAUCCACUGGCGGUAGUUGAUUAUGUUGAAGAAAUCUAUAGCUUCUACAAGAGCAAUGAGGCUCAAAGUUGUGUCUGUCCAAACUACAUGUCCAACCAGUUUGAUAUCAAUGAGAAAAUGAGAUCAAUCUUGAUUGAUUGGCUCAUUGAGGUACACUAUAAAUUUGAGCUCAUGGAUGAGACAUUGUAUCUAACAGUGAACAUCAUAGACCGAUUUUUAGCCCGGCAACAGGUGGUUAGGAAGAAGCUUCAGUUGGUAGGAAUGACAGCCAUGCUUCUUGCAUGCAAAUACGAGGAAGUGUCUGUUCCAGUUGUUGAGGAUCUAAUCCUCCUCUCCGAUCGAGCUUACACAAGAGCUGAAGUACUUGAAAUGGAGAAGCUGAUUGUAAACACUUUGCAUUUCAACUUGUCUGUGCCUACUCCUUAUGUUUUCAUGAGAAGGUACCUCAAGGCAGCAGAGUCUGACAAAAAGUUGGAACUACUCUCAUUCUUCAUCAUUGAGCUCUGCCUUAUUGAAUACGAAAUGCUUCGGUUCCGUCCCUCGCUGCUAGCUGCCGCAGCAGUCUAUACUGCACAAUGUACAUUGAGAGGAUUCCAGCAUUGGACCAAAACUAGUGAACUGCACACUUGUUACUCAGAAGAACAACUCACAGAAUGCUCAAAAAUGAUGGUGAACUUUCAUCAAAAAGCAGGAAUUGGAAGACUGACCGGUGUUCACAGAAAAUACAGUACGUUCAAGUUUGGUUGUGCAGCAAAAUCAGAACCAGCUCUUUUUCUGCUGAAAAACUAGGGAACUAAUAAUAAUAAUAAUAAUAUGAGAAAAUGAUUAACAAUUAUAUACAUCUAUCUAACUCUUUGAUGAGUUUAUGAGUUCCUGUUUGAGUGUGUUGUUCAACAAUGCAAUGGAAGCUGCUUGUUGAAUUUGGUUUUUUCUUUUUUAAAAUUUUUUUUAUUGAGGUGUUCACAUGAAAAAUCUCACAUAACUUUUAAGUUUUAAAUUCUGUACGGUUUCUUUAAAUUGGGUGGGUUUUUCAUGUAAAGAUAACUGCAAUCUUGUGUAUCACUUUCCAAUGAGAAACGUUAAUAAAUUUCUCUUUUUUAUC
Dioscorea cayenensis subsp. rotundata (Guinea yam) is the source of this 1963-nucleotide messenger RNA. Its product is annotated as cyclin-B2-2-like. NCBI's taxonomy places the organism in Eukaryota, Viridiplantae, Streptophyta, Magnoliopsida, Dioscoreales, Dioscoreaceae. The coding region runs from base 232 to 1650 and encodes 472 amino acids. Gene Ontology annotation, cellular component: nucleus; centrosome; cyclin-dependent protein kinase holoenzyme complex. The record is from RefSeq and is a predicted model, not a curated record. Gene Ontology annotation, biological process: regulation of cyclin-dependent protein serine/threonine kinase activity; mitotic cell cycle phase transition. The transcript is spliced from 13 exons. Gene Ontology annotation, molecular function: cyclin-dependent protein serine/threonine kinase regulator activity.